AAAGUCGCCAGUCAAUCUUCCGUGUCGGAGUCGAACCCGCGGCUCGGAAUUGAUCGGCUCUUGCCCCUGACUCACCAAGUUACCUGUCUCUAAUCUCAUCUCCACAUUACUCCGCAUUGGGUUUGGCCCAACCUACUCAGAAUUACUCGCACAUCUCCUUGAAGUGCCAUGCCUAAAGCUAGCAAGUCUUCUCUCAAACAAUCCACCAUCUCUUUCGGAGCAUCUAAGCGCACCGCCUCGAACAACAGCAAGAGCGGAAAACCGAGCCGCUCCAGCUUCGCACCUCCUGUUCCCCCGAGAGACGAAAUCGAGAUCUCCGACGACGAAAAUGAUACAGUAUUGGAUGUGAUAGAGAAGAUUGACUCGGAGGAGGGAGAGAUGCCGGCACGACGCAGCACACGCAAGGCUGUCGCUACGCCCAAGAAGAAGGUCAUUACGGUGACUCGGCCGAAGUCCGACCGCAAGGCGGCGGGCCCGUUCGGACCGUUGUUCAGUGCUGCGAGGCGGGCCAGGACUGGACAGAACCUCAUUCAUUGUCAAGGGCAGGACGACUUGCAUGAUGUGCUGAGAGUCUUCGACUUAACCUAUGAAUUCGGACCCUGCAUCGGAGUCACGCGGCUUGAGCGCUGGGAACGAGCUCAAGCCUUGGGAUUGAAUCCGCCUCCCCAGAUUAAGGAUAUGCUACUGUCAUCCGAAGGCCAGGAUGACGGUCACCAGCACUGCGUUUUCACCGGCCAGGUCUAAAUUGAGACGGUGUUUGUGUUUUUGUGAGCAACUUUGCACAUCGCUGUGUAGGUCAUUGAAAUCUCGGUCAGCUAACAGUGUACUCUUUUUGUAUUGCAUCUUGCCCCUGUUGCUCUGCAGACCCUGCGACCGUCAUCGAUCACCCGGGACCCCUGCUUUCUUACCUGCCGCGAACCUCUUGCACCUACUGAUUGACAAGAUACAUGUAUAUAGUCAGCACUAGUCUCAAAGCAUUUGCUAUAUAUAAUCAUUUCCGCGGGCGUUAGUCA
Molecule: messenger RNA, 1013 nt
Organism: Mycena citricolor
Lineage: Eukaryota; Fungi; Basidiomycota; Agaricomycetes; Agaricales; Mycenaceae
Source: the annotation of a GenBank genome assembly